UGGCGAGUAGAUGGGGCGGAACCGGUGAGUAGUAGGGCGGGGUUGCAGGCCUGCGCGCUCGGCAGCCACUGCUGGGCGGAGAACAAACGCGGGCCUGGCGGAUCGCAGCGGCGCGCGAAGACCGCGAGGCGACCCGGAGCCGCUGGGACUCCGGCUGCGCGCCCCUCGGCCCGGCCGGGAGCCGCGCCAGUCGGAGCCCCGGGCCGAGCGCGGCUUGCCUCCCUCUCAGCGUUCAUCUGUCUGCAGUGCAGCCAGCGGGCAUGACCGAUCCACCAGGGGCGCCGCCGCCGGCGCUUGCGGGCCGCGGUUGAAGAAGAAAGUCCGGCCCCACUCUACUCAGAGCGAGUACGUGGCUCACAGCAGGGAGUUAACCAAAGGUAAGAAAGCGAUCCGCAGCAAGAAAGUGACCGGGGCCAAGGAGGAGACCCAGCUGGAGGAGGUGACCACGAUCGAGGAGGCAACCCAGACUGAGGAGGUGACCGUGGCCGAAGAGGUGACCCAGACCGAGGUCAUGGCCCAGAAGGAGGAAAUGGUCCAGACGGAGGAAAUGGAAACAGCCGGGCUCAGCGUGACCGUCACCCACAGCAAUGAGAGGUAUGACCUUCUUGUUACCCCACAGCAAGGUAAUAGUGAACCAAUUGUCCAAGACCUGGCUCAGCUUGUUGAAGAGGCCACAGGGGUUCCGCUGCCUUUUCAGAAGCUCAUAUUUAAGGGAAAAUCUUUGAAAGACAUGGAGACACCAUUGUCAGCACUUGGAAUACAAAAUGGUUGCCGGGUCAUGUUAAUUGGAGAAAAGAGCAAUCCAGAGGAAGAGGUUGAGUUAAAGAAGCUGAAUGAUUUGGAGGUAGCUGUAGAGAAGACAGCUAACCACCUGGAAGAGUUGAAUAAAGAGCUUUCUGGCAUCCAGCAGGGUUUUCUGGCUAAGGAAUUGCAAGCAGAAGCUCUCUGCAAACUUGAUAGGAAAGUAAAGGCUACAAUUGAACAAUUCAUGAAGAUCUUAGAGGAGAUUGACACAAUGGUCCUACCAGAAAAUUUUAAAGACAGCAGGCUAAAAAGGAAGAAUUUGGUGAAAAAGGUUCAGGUGCUUCUAGCAGAGUGCGACACAGUGGAGCAAUACAUCUGCCAAGAGACAGAACGGCUGCAGUCUACGAACUUGGCCCUUGCUGAAUGAAGUGUGGUAGAGAGUGUGUGUGCUGGCCUAAGGGCAGCUUCAUAGCCCUGCUCACUCUGAAACAGAAGUUGCUUGUUUCUCUAGGGUGGCCAGAGGCAACUGGUCAAAUGUCAAUUUCGCUAUUCCUCCAUCAGUUCUCAAUGAAAAAGUACUGUCUUUGCAACCUCAAA
This is a messenger RNA of Meriones unguiculatus (Mongolian gerbil), 1341 nucleotides long. RefSeq names its product BAG cochaperone 1 (gene Bag1). Gene Ontology annotation, biological process: protein stabilization. Bases 512 to 1171 code for a protein of 219 amino acids. NCBI's taxonomy places the organism in Eukaryota, Metazoa, Chordata, Mammalia, Rodentia, Muridae. Gene Ontology annotation, molecular function: protein-folding chaperone binding; adenyl-nucleotide exchange factor activity. The transcript has 7 exons. Gene Ontology annotation, cellular component: membrane; cytosol; cytoplasm. The record is from RefSeq and is a predicted model, not a curated record.